AUGGAGACACAGGCGAUCAUUCAGAGCAAGGGCAAGUCAAAGGGAGCUCCUUCGAGGGGAGGGAAGAAGGAAGCUGUUCCCAAGAGCCCCAAGGGAGGAGGCUCGUCGUCGAAGAAAGACCUGACGCCUCCUAAGAAGCAGGCCCCGAAGAGGGCAGGGAAGAGUAAGGGGUCCCCUGGCAGCAAGGAUGAUGGGAAGAACAAGAAGUCUUCGAGCUCUUCCAAGAAGAGAAAGGCGCCGGAGGAUGAGGAAGAAGAGGAAGAAGAGGACGAGGACGAGGAGGAUGGGGAAGAGGAGGGAGAGGAGAGCGAGGAAGAGGGAGAAGGGGAGGAGGAAGAGGAGGAGGAGGAGGAGGAGGAGGAGGAGGGGGAAGAGGAAGAGGAAGAGGAAGAGGAGGAGAAAAAAGUAUCAAACAACACCAAGAAGAAGGAAUCAAAAUCCGGCAAGCCCGGGAAAGAGAUAAGUCCUAACUCGCGAGGCUCAAAACCGCCAGCGAAGCAGAGCAAGAAGAAGGAAGGAGCGGAGAAAGCAGAAAAAAACAAGAAAGCCUCCAACGAUGCGGCGGAGAGUUCGAAAUCCAAAAAGAAAACUCAAACGGAGGAGAAAGGCGAUAAAGAAAAAGCGUCGAAACCUUCCAACAAGAAGAGGAGAACUAAGGCAACAGAUGACAAUGAAGAUCAAGAGUCGGGAAAGAAAUCCAGCAGCAACCAUGCGGCUGAUCUGCAGCAGCAAGUAGCGCUGCCUCAAGCUCCAGCUACUGCUGGAGGAAACCCUGUGGUGGGAGUGAACUCAGGAAACAAUCAAGAUGCAAGAGACCCGAGGAUGACAGCGCUGCUGGAGAUGCAACUGCAGAAGAGCAAGAAUGUGAUAGACAGACAUAAUCGUCGACUGGUGGUGGUGGUGGUGGAGAUGAUGAUGAUAGAGAUGGAGAUGGAGAUGAUGAUGGUGGAGAUGAUAAUGAUAAUGAUGAUGAUGAUGAUGGAGAUGAUGCAAGUGGAUGCAAAGAACGCAGCAGCCCCGCAGCCACAGAAUGCAGCUUCUGACGGGAAACAGGAGAAGCAGGAGAAGGCCAAGAAACAGAGCAAGGGUGCUUCUGCCAAGGGUGGAAGCAAGUCGGAUGAAUCGAAAGAAGGAAAGAGCAAAAAGUCAAAGUCAAAGAAGGCGAAGGAGGAAGAGCCCGCGACAUCGCAGCCACCAGCAGCUCUGCCGCCUCAAACUCCUCAAACGUCGCUGCCGCCUCAGCCGACUUUCUCCACGCCGAUGCAGCAGCUGUCCACUCCCAUGCCCACCAUGCAGACCAACUUGCAGCCAUCCAUGCAGACCCAGCAGCAGACGGUCGCGAGCAUCAACCAGCAGGCGGAACUGGCCAUUCAGAAUCUGCAGCAGCAGUUCUUCCAGGAGCAGCGCAAGCUGGACCACUCCUUGCAAACUUUGCAGUGCUCGUCACAGGAUUACCAGAAUCAUUCCCAGCAGCUCCAUCAGCAGUACUGCAUGCAGAUGAUUGUGAUGUUUGUUUUGCUUGAAAAGGCUAGUCUGACCUUCCCCCUCCCCUCCAACUCCUCCCCUGUAGAUGCUGCAGCAGCAGAUUCAACAGCAGACCUCAAUGGCGACGCAGCUUCCGGGCAACCAGAUGUCGAACAACUCUCUCUCGAUGUCAAGUGCAUUGCAAGGAGCUUCACAGGUGCUGUCACGUCAGUGCCGAUGUUGCAGCUGAUGGACAUGACGCUGGCCAUGAUUGAGAUGAUGAUGCAACAGGGCUACACACCGCAGCAGCAACAGCAUUACAUGCAGCAGCUCCAGAGCCAGCAAGCCCAAGAGACUCAGAUGUUGCAGCAGCAGAUGCAGGCGAUGCAGCAGCAGCAGAACCAGAUGUCUUAUCCACAGCAAUCAUCGUUCGCCAACAACCAGCUUCCGAUGUCAAGCCUCGCCAUGCAGCAGCCUGUGUCCACCUCCUUCACAGCUGCCCCGCAGCCCAGCGUGCAGCCUCAGCUGAUGUCACCUGCUCCCACCGCUCAACCCCAGCAGCAGCUCCAGCAGUCCCCCCAGCUGCAGUCGUACCCUCCGAUCAUGAACUCCCUCCAGCAGCCCCAGCAGAACCAGGUCGUCUCUUCCCCGUUCCAGCCCCAGCAGAACCAGCCCAACCCCUCCCAGCAGAACCAGCCCACCCCCUCCCAGCAGAGCUUCCAGCAGCAGCUCUUCUCUGCUGGGCCUCAGCUCGGGUCUCAGCCGCUGGGCUCCAACCUCCAGCUGCCCUCCAGCCAGACGAUGAGUGGCCAGCAGAGCUUCCAGCAGCAGCCGACCUCCAUAGCCCAGUCGGGGACACUACAGUCGGCCCCUCAGCAACAGGCUCAGGAUGCGAUGUCACAGCUGGAUCAAGCUCACUUCGAGCAGCAGCAAAUUCUUCUGGAGGACUUUGUCCAGCAGCAGCCGCAGCAGAACCAACAAUUGGCGAUGCAACAAUACCAACACCAGCGGGUCAUGCUCGUGCAUCAGCAUGAGCAGCAGAAGCAGCAGCUGCUGGCACAGCAGCGGCAACAGACGCAACAGCUGCAGUAUCACCUGUCGCAGAUGCAACAGGCGCAGAUGCUCCAAGACAGCAAACCCGCCGGAGCUUCGUCCUCUCAGCCUGCGCCUGCAGAGAAAGACGCCUCCUCCAAGGGCAAGGAGAAGAAACCCCGCAAGUCCAGGGCGAAGAAGGAGGGGGAUGCGGCAGCCAACGGGGAGGCUGGUGGGACGCCGGCCAAGGCCAAGAAACCGCGAGCAAAGAAGGCUGACAAGGGAGAGGGCAAGGAGUCCGAGGCUGCUCAGCAAGACAAGUCUACUCCCUCUGUGCUAGUUCCUCCUCCUCCUGCCUCCGCGCCGGAAGCAGAUCCUGCUGCCGCUACCGCUGCUGCGCUGCCAUCGAAGACGAGCGAGUCUCUAGCCCCCCAGUCGGGGGCUGCUGCUGCUACUCAACUUGCUGUCGCGCCCUCGGAUGCUUCCAAAGCCCCUCCAGCAGAUGUCACUGCCGGCCCCGGAGCUGCCGGACAGGAUGCAACAGGAGGCGAGAAGUCCCAGACGAUCACAAGUCAGGUACUGGAGGAUGAGAUGUGCGAGCAAGGGAGGGGAGGUGACGGAGGGAAGGGAGGGAGGGAGGGCGGGGGAGACAGCGGAGAGGAGGCAAUCUUAGUGGAUUGA
Molecule: messenger RNA, 3177 nt
Organism: Guillardia theta CCMP2712
Lineage: Eukaryota; Cryptophyceae; Pyrenomonadales; Geminigeraceae
Exons: 23
Coding region: 1-3177 (1058 amino acids)
Source: RefSeq, a predicted model, not a curated record